GGUAUCCGUCUUAAAAUGGUUGGGUGCUGGGUGCGGCACGCUGGGCUCACUGACUGUGUCUUGCCUUACAGGAGACUCAAUGAGAGAGAGAGAAUUGGAGAACUGGGAGCACCUGAAGUCUGGGGACUGUCACCAAAGGUUCCUGACCCCGAUUCUGAUGAGCAUACACCAGUAGAAGAUGAAGAGGCAAAAUCUAAGAGUAGUUCUUCAGAUUCCAGCUCAGAAGAGGAAAAAAAGAAGAAGAAGAAGAAAAGAAAGAAGAAAAAGCGCAAGGUAUCUAAAAGAAAACGCAGAAAACAUUCUGAGGACAGUGACAGCGAGUCGGAGUCUGAGCAGAACUCCAGCGAUGAAGAUAAAAAGAAAAGCAAGAAGAAGAAAAAGAAGAACAGAAAGAAGAAGUAUAAGAAGAAGAAAAAUAAGAAGAGCAGGAAGGAAUCCAGUGAUUCAAGUAGUGAAGAUUCUGAUGAUGAAACAUUUCAAGGGGAAGAUCUCUGGAUUGAGAGAUCAAAAAAUACAGAAGCUGAUAGCUUGAUUGGACCAGAAGCUCCCAAAACUCAUGCAUCUCAGGAUGAUAGGCCUUUGAACUAUGGACAUGCCCUCUUGCCUGGUGAAGGUGCAGCAAUGGCAGAGUACGUAAAAGCAGGAAAACGUAUACCCCGGAGAGGUGAAAUCGGCUUGACCAGUGAAGAGAUUGCGUCGUUUGAGAGCUCUGGUUAUGUCAUGAGUGGCAGCAGACAUCGCCGUAUGGAAGCUGUGCGUCUGCGUAAAGAGAACCAGAUUUACAGCGCAGAUGAAAAGAGAGCUCUGGCGUCCUUCAACCAGGAGGAGAGGAGGAAACGAGAGAAUAAGAUCCUUGCAAGCUUUCGAGAGAUGGUCUACAGAAAGACUAAGGGCAAAGAGGAAAAAUAAUUCUUUCUUUGAACUGUACACCAUAGAUUCUACCAAGCAGCAGCUCCCCUGUUCUAGUCAUGAUUUGAAAAAAGCUGCAAGUGCCGCAGUGCUUUUCACCCAACAGGGCUGAGCCUCAGGAGUGGAUUACUUGUAUCAAAGAGACAGAGUUUCUUUUGUCGCAUUUUCCUGGGUAAGGUGUUCACCAUCUACAAGGAAUCCCUGUAAAGUGAAAGGCUGCAAGGAAGGGAGGGCAGGAACAGGCAGGGAAGAUUAGACGAGGCAAUGUUCUGUGCUUGCUUUGACUAGGACAAGCAGGAUUCCCUGUGAGGGCUUUGUUACCUGAUGCUGAUAAGUGCAAUUUUCCAUUUAUUUUGGUUAAUGAGAGUAGACUGGUGAUCAGAAGAAAGCUACUAGUAACAGUAGCAAAAAUGAAGGAACUCUGAAGUUCCUGUUUUAAGAUCUAAGACUGUCCACUUAGGUAUUUUUUCUUAAGUCUUUUAGAUUUAUUUUUUUCUCAAAACUGUUGAGUUUGAUUUGUGGUUCAAACGAGACUUGUAAAUAGUAAUGACUUUGUAAUUUAAUAUAGAUGGGCUUCAGUUACUUUAAAGCAAGCAGAUCGCAAUUGGGGUAUAAAGUAACAGUAAUAGGAGGGUCUGAUCUUCAAUCCACCAAGCCUGUGGUGAAGAAUUAAAUUGCUUGCUUCUUUUUCUCCUAUGUUAUACAUAGGUAUCAGAGCAGUGGGGUGCAGUGAUUGGAGCCCCUGGAUGUAUACAAGUGGUAACAAGGAUGUAUCUUUUGAUUUAUUUGAAAUUUUUUUGUCUUUGGAAGUGUUCUAGAUUAAAACCUUAUUUUAACUCCCAGGGUAUUUUAAGUUAGUCUGUUUCAGCAGUAUUACAUAGCUUUCUUUAAACUCUACUCAGAGGCCUACUCCGGGUAGUGCUUCUAUGGUGGUUAUCUUUGAUUCAACUGGACAUUUCCAAACAUAUCCCCCUUAAUCUUCUUUUUCUCAAAUGCUUUUAAAACCAAAGUGUUUUCUAGAGAAUUGUUUUGUUCCCCUAAAUCUCUGUGUUGUAGUUUUGGCAGCGGAGAUGUCUUGUAUGUUUGUAUAAAGAAAAUAAAAGAUGUAAUGUU
Messenger RNA from Athene cunicularia (burrowing owl), 2022 nucleotides. RefSeq names its product NFKB activating protein (gene NKAP). The transcript has 8 exons. Bases 16 to 909 code for a protein of 297 amino acids. Gene Ontology annotation, molecular function: chromatin binding. The record is from RefSeq and is a predicted model, not a curated record. Gene Ontology annotation, biological process: regulation of gene expression. NCBI's taxonomy places the organism in Eukaryota, Metazoa, Chordata, Aves, Strigiformes, Strigidae. Gene Ontology annotation, cellular component: nucleus.